Messenger RNA from Saccostrea echinata, 2752 nucleotides. RefSeq lists its product as uncharacterized. The record is from RefSeq and is a predicted model, not a curated record. The transcript has 9 exons. NCBI's taxonomy places the organism in Eukaryota, Metazoa, Mollusca, Bivalvia, Ostreida, Ostreidae. The coding region runs from base 137 to 2752 and encodes 871 amino acids.
AGGCGAUUACAACCCGUGGAGGACAAAGAUAUCAGAUCAGUUCUCCACACUGACUGAUGACAAGGUGUUCGUGCUAUUUUGUUUUCUGUGUUCUGACUCCGGUCCUCCUGACUUCACUGACACAGAGUGGCUGGACAUGCUUAAUAGGAUACGACAGAGAGUGUACCGUGAAGAGAAUCCUGUAACAAGUGAGGAAGCACAGCAGACUCUGGACAGACUGAAGUCGCUUGAAUUUCUUUGGGAGGAUCAGGACACGAUCACGGAAGACACAAAGGAUGAGACAAUGUAUAGGAUAGCAUCAAAAUACGGUGUUAUACCAUUCUGGUACAGUAGUUAUGUCACAGCCAGUGUGUACCUGAGAUCAAAUGGAUACGAAAGAAAACCUGGAGAGAAGUGUGUUAUUAGUCAUUACAGUGUUCUUGAUUCCUUAUUGAUACGCCGUCUUCAGAUGAACAUACUGACUCACGUCACCAUGGAGGACACACGUGCAUCUAUAUAUGAUGAGAUAAACCAGAUAUUGCUUGUUUCAGAUAAUAUACAAAAGGAAAGUGAAGAUAAACGAAAAGAAUUUCUAAUGGAUAUAAAGAGAGGAGGGGAGGCUGUACAUUACAGAGAAAGAUCACAAGACAGUGUAGAUCACGUGACAUGGCUCUGGCGAUACGAGUACUGGCCAAGGCAUGACAUUGUGAGAUCCUGUAUAGGCCUCCAUCCACACAAUGACAUUUACAUCGUCGACAACAAAGCUUACAGAAAACCAAGUAAAUACCAUAAGUAUGUGCCGGAAGUGAGGAAUGUAUUUUAUUGCUUACUGUUUGCUGAGAAAUAUCAGAUAAAUCUCAAUGAACAAUCACACAGAAUCACAAAGGACAAAAUCAGAGACAGAUAUUUCACUGAUAUUACUGAAGAAGGCUCGGUAGAUCUUCCUGAUGGAAUAACAGUAAUGCAUAAUGAUGUCAUAACCUUUAUAUCAGACGAUAUCCGACAUGACGUCAUGUACGCCUUUGUUACGGAGUGUUUGGUGGAGGACAGUGAUCUGGAGUUUUUCCUGUCCACGGCGUCACGUGACGUGAUAUCAGAAUACUGCAGGUCAAUGAAGUAUUUGAGGAGUGAGGGAGAGAGAUGUCUGUAUAUACCGGACAGUCCGGAGAAGAUGUACGACCUUUUCAUAGACAAACUACAACUGGACAUCAUCACACACUGUACCGUGUCUGAUAGAGGUAUUCAUGAAAAGAUCAGUGAAUAUUUAAAAGUACCCGAAGAAAUAUUAAGAUGGGAUAUGGAUGCUAGAGAAAGGUUUGUGAAGAACUUCAAGUUAGGAAGGGAGAAAAUGUUCCGCGCCAGAGGCAUGAUAGUUGGCUGUGCAGGCGCAGGAAAAACAACUCUUCUUAGAAAGCUUCAAGAAAAAAGAAGACCAGAUGAAAAUAAACCAACUGAGACAACUAUAGGUCUUGAGGUCCAUGAAGAUUUGUUUGCUAUUGAGGACAACAAGUUAAGAGAUUUUAGCAAGGAGAAAGCAGACUACAGUACAAAUCCAUAUUUUGACAACAAUGUGAUAAGUAUGACAGACUUUGCAGGACAAGUGGCAUACUACGCAUGUCAUCAGGUAUACCUGUCAAGGAGAGCAUUCUAUAUCGUGGUUAUUGACAUGUCCAAAAAUCUUAAUGAAGAAAGUCGAAUGUAUGACACAGAUCGUCAUUACCCAACAGGAUCCUUAUUUCACACUUGGACUUACGGAGACUACUUCCAUUUUUGGCUGCAAACUAUAAAUACAUACUGCAAUGAUGGAAUAACACAAAUAGAUCCGAAGGACACAACAUCAUACAAAGAAUCUAUGGCGGAAGUCAAUUUUCACCCGGUAAUCCUCGUUGCCUCCCAUAAAGACAAGCUGCAGGGCGGUACUUUGCACACAUUGGAUACAUUUUACAGCCAAUUGGAAGCGUGUUUAUCUAAAGAACAAACAUUGAAAAAACUUAUAUCACCAUACCGAUAUUUUGAGGUAGAGUGUCCACCAAAAGUAAUGACUCAUAAGCAGCAAAGCUCAGUUGACCUUGUAAAGAAAUGUAUCGUAGAAACUGUGCAAAAGCUGCCACAGUGGGGAGAAGAAGUUCCUUUGACUUGGUUUGAACUUGAGAAAAUUCUUAAUCAGAAAAAGGCAGACGGAGAAAAAGUCUUAAAGAGGCCAAAUUUGAUAGAAACGGCAAAAAUAUUGUCUAUAAACGAAAAUAACCUCAGUGAUGUUCUCCGUUUCUUACACGAGAUAGGAAAAAUCAUAUAUUUCCCUGUAGAUAAACUCAAAGAUACGAUAAUCAUUAAUGUUCAGUGGUUUGUUGAUGCAUUCAAGUACAUCAUAGCUGACGAAAAGCAUUUUGCUCGGAAAGACAACAAAAACAUAUUAGUUAAUACCGGAAGAAUCACCGGGCAGUAUAUGGAAGAAGUGUGGAAAAGUAUGGACAAUCAUAAUGUACAUUACUUUGACAUGGAUGUUACUGAUGAAACUGAUAAACAUGAUUUCUUAAGAUAUAAAGAUGAUAUAAUACAAUACAUGGACAAACUUGGCUUGAUGACAAGAAUUGAAAAUCAAGGGGGCGUUGAUGAUUAUGAGGAAAUGUAUUACAUUCCGAGUAUGAACCGAACAGACCUUUCUGAUGACAGAAAAGAUGCCAUCAACCGACAACACAAAUCAAUAAUGAUGGUGUACCAUUUCAGAUCUUAUUUACCUCAUUUUUUCUUUUUCCGAUUGGUGUUAAACUGA